AUUACAAAUUGAUAAUUCUUAUUAACUUAAUAUUAUAUUUUGUUGCUUUUGUAGAUAUUAUUGGACACAUUUUUGAAUAUAGGCGUAUGGAUACCUCGGAACAAGAUAAAUCAAAACACAAGAUGCUCUUGCAUCUUCAAGAUAUAGAGGAUAUUAAGCUUAAGGUAACUUUGUGGGGUCAUAAUGCAUACUACAUGCAAGAUUUUCUUGCUAACAAUAACAGCCUUGCUCCAGUAGUUGUUAUUGUUCAGUUUACCAGAGUGAAUUUUAUUAAUGGUUGUCCUUUUUCAUCCACCUACUUUAAUGUUAGUAGGUUGUUCAUAAACAAUGAUAUGGAUGAAAUUACAAGCUACAAGAACAAAUUGGUUUCUGAAAAUGGACAACUUUCAUCAAGUGGAAUCAAAAUGAUGGCAUCAAAACAAGUCACGAAAAAACGGUCGUUAUUGUUGAUAUUGUUAAGGGAAUACGUCAAAACAUACGUUGGUAUUACCUUGCUUGUAGCAACUGCAAAAAGUCAGCAAAACAAAAAGAGUCUUCUACUUCUACUGAUAAGGUUGAUGGUUCUUAUGAAGUGGCCGAAUUCGUUACUUAUGAAUGUGCUAAUCCUAAAUGCAAAACCAUCAAAAUUUCGGUUAUUCCAAGACAACACAAGGACCUUGACUUUAACCUUAUUUGAUCAAGAAGCAAAGAAGUUGUUUAAUUAUACUGCUAAAGAGUUGUAUGAUAAAAACAACAAGCUUGGCAUCAAUUUGGAUUUGUAUCCAAUGGAGUUGAAAGUUGUGGUGGAGAAAAAGUUGGCAAUUAAGAUUGAUAUCUCAAGCUACAAUGUGACUUAUAAAAGUAAUAUUUAUGGGAUAUCAAGAUUAACCAAUAAUACAGACAUAAUUGAUGAACUGGAAAAAAAAAAGAAUAUUGUUCCUCGGCCUACUAAUUCGGAUUCAUUCAUGAUUGGUUCUUCAGAUAUUGGUUCCCAAGAGACCAAAGUUGUCAAGACAGGUGACAAUUUAACACCUUGUGCUAGGGACAACUCAACUGCAACAAAUCAUACAAAGUUGAUUUUUACACCAACUGAGUUGAAAAGAAACCUUGCUACAUGCAUAGAUAUUGAUGAAAUGGAGAAUUUGUCAACAUCUAAGUCUGCUCGAUUGUCACCACCGGAUGAACAACCAAUGCCUCUAUUGGCAAAGCCGAGGUAUCAACUAUGGACUAUAAGUAGUGAGCAACCAAAAAACAUACCUAUUGUAGAGUAUGGCAAAGGAAACGCCAAGAGAUUCACCAUUAGAGUUGUCCAUGGCGGAUUUUUUACUGAUUAUCCAGGUAUAGCUUAUGAAAAAACAAAAGUUCACUUUAUUACUUUUGUCAACAUCGAUUUGCUUGACAUGGAUUUGCUUGGUAGUUUUUCUAAAAGUUUGGGUUAUACAACUAUGGGAUACUGGUAUCAUAUGCCAACCGAACAACAUUUUGGUUUGUCAAUGACUCCAAUUUUGGAUGAUGAUACUUUGGGAAAUUUCAAAGCAAUGGUUAGGGCACAUCAAUUCCGUGAGAUUGAACAUCUGUAUGUGGAACACAAGCCAAUAUAUGUGCCAACCAAUUUCCCCCACUUCAUGAUGAACUCACCAGCCAAAAGAGUUAAGAAGCUUAUUCAUCUAUUUGUUAUAGAACACCCAAUGGAAACAGUUGAUGAUGGAAUAGCAUACAUCAAGCAUAUGCUAAACAUGACCAUUCUCAGAGGAAAGAUGGAAGAUGCAAUGGACAUGGCUAAAGAGAAUGUCAUUUCAUCGAAAGACUUAGUGUAA
Molecule: messenger RNA, 1796 nt
Organism: Lactuca saligna
Lineage: Eukaryota; Viridiplantae; Streptophyta; Magnoliopsida; Asterales; Asteraceae
Source: the annotation of a GenBank genome assembly